UCUUUCUGAAUCAGAGACUUCGCUCCGUACGUUUUAGCAAUCCGAUGACUCGGUGUAAACUCGUCUUUACUUGCGAGACGUAUCGCUGUCGCACCACCAUCGGAGAUCAUGGCGACCAGGAGCAAUUUCUACAAGAACUGUUCUGUUUCUUACAAAAAGGAUGUUAGCAUCUCCUCUGUUCUUCAGAACCUCCGAGCGUAUAACAUUGCGACCGGGAAAAUCCCUCUCAUCGAGCCGCAACCGUCCUCCGAGGAGAAAAUCCGGAGUCCCAAGCGACGCCGUGUGAGCAAGACACCGGCACCGCCAAGCCCGGAUGGAAUCGUCGAAGAGCACGAUGGGCCGAUGUCGCACGAGGAUUAUGUUGCGAUGAGAAGGGAGGAGGUUCACUCGUCACAAGGUUUCGAGAAACUGUCUCUUGAUGUUUUGGUAAUUCUUUAUCUUUUACAUGGCUUGACUCUCGAAAAUUUCAUUGGGUCUUUUACGUCUUCUGGUUUCUGCUCGCAGCUGGGAAAUUCUUCUAGUUCCGCUCUGAACUUAGUUGGUUAUGACAGUGAUAGAAGCAAUUCUUCUGAUUGUAAAGAGCGCGAUGUUCAGACUGAUCCAGUUGGAUCGGAUGAAAUCGAUAUUGUCCGAAGCAGGGGCGAACAACGGUUUCCUGAUGUGGGAGAGCCCGUAUGUGUGAUCUGCGGAAGAUAUGGAGAGUAUAUAUGCGAUGAGACUGACGACGAUAUCUGCAGUCUGGAAUGUAAGGCUGAGCUCCUGGAAAGUCUUAGAACUGCGAAGCAGCCUCCAAACAACCAAAUCCUGAAUCCUGGUGAACCUAAACAUGUCUUGCCGGUUCCAGAGCUUGAUAUAGACACUUGGGACCACGAACAUAAUCACUGGCCCAAAAAGAAUUCAGUGCUUUGUACUUAUAAAUGCUGGAAAUGUGAUCGGCCUGGUCACCUGGCUGAGGACUGCUUGGUUGCAACAUCUAACCAAGUUAGUACUGAUGGGCGUAAUGUGAAAACCGCUAUACCAAAGGCUCUUCGUGAUAUUUACAAAAGGUGCAAUCAGAUAGGCAAAACCUUAGCGACGAGCAGUUGUUACACAUGCCGCAGCUCCAUAAGUUUGGCCACUUGCCUUGAUUGCGAUGCUGUCUUGUGUGACACAGCUGGCCACCUGAACGAUCAUAUACGUGGCUUCCCUUCUCAUCAGAAAUAUUACUCUCACAAACUCAAGAGGCUGGUGAAGUGCUGCAAAUCGACAUGUAUGGUAACUUCAAUAAAGGAGCUCAUGGUUUGCCAUUAUUGCUUCAACAAAGCCUUUGACAGACACUAUGACAUGUUCAGUGCGACAUGGAAAAUGGCUGGGAUUUCGAUGAUCCAGGGCUCUAUAUGUUGCGAUCAUCACUUUGAAUGGCACAGGAUGAACUGUUUGAACGCAGAUGUCGAAGACAGUGCCUUUAUCAUCAACUCUACGGCUGACAAUGGCCAUGGCCUUCAGUUGAGUGACGUCAUUUUCUGAUGAUUCAACGCUAAGAAAGAGAGGAUCUAUGAAGAAAGUCC
Messenger RNA from Tarenaya hassleriana, 1547 nucleotides. RefSeq lists its product as uncharacterized. The coding region runs from base 109 to 1506 and encodes 465 amino acids. Gene Ontology annotation, molecular function: zinc ion binding; nucleic acid binding; nucleosome binding. Gene Ontology annotation, biological process: chromatin remodeling. Gene Ontology annotation, cellular component: Swr1 complex. Lineage: Eukaryota; Viridiplantae; Streptophyta; Magnoliopsida; Brassicales; Cleomaceae. The record is from RefSeq and is a predicted model, not a curated record. The transcript has 14 exons.